Tachysurus fulvidraco (yellow catfish) is the source of this 5232-nucleotide messenger RNA. RefSeq lists its product as uncharacterized. NCBI's taxonomy places the organism in Eukaryota, Metazoa, Chordata, Actinopteri, Siluriformes, Bagridae. The record is from RefSeq and is a predicted model, not a curated record. The transcript has 2 exons. The coding region runs from base 3047 to 4393 and encodes 448 amino acids.
CACACACACGAGUCAAGAAGCUUUUAUUGUCAUUUCAACCUUAAAUAGCUGACGCAGUACAGUGAAAUGAAACAACUUUGCUCCAGGACCAUGGUGCUCCAUAGAACACAGAGAACACUAAGGACUGAAAGAAAGUUGUUACAGCCACAUCAAGUGCAACAUGUGCAAAUAGUGCAAGACAAAAGACAGUGCAGACAGACAAUGCAAAACUCGUUGAAUGUAAUGAACGUUACAAAACAUUGUGCAUGGGGGUGAGGGUGAAUGCUCCAGCGAUGCUCCUGAUUGGCCCGUGCUUUUUCGGCGGGAGUUUCUCCUGCCCUGUUUCACUCUCACUCCCUGCGGCGCUGGCCAUGAUGCUGAAGUCUCAGAGAUCGCGCUUAGCACUACUGGCCAAGGUGCUGAACCGUCGCCUUUUAAACUCUCUCUUUCUUCUUGGCUGCCGAUGAAGAGGGCAAAGAGCGGUUUUCCUCCAUGAAUUUGCUGCGGUGCACGUGCUGCCACCACAAUAUAUACACUAACAUUAGAGCCACAAUUUGGUGAGUUACUGAAAUUUGGUGUGCAAAGAAUGUGCAAAACAGCAAUUCAAAGAAUUGUGGUGUAAAUGUCCGUGAUAGAGGGAAGAGAGACUCCAAUAAUCUUCUCAGCUGUCUACACUAUCUUGCGAUCCGAGAUGGUGCGAUUUCCGAACCAGACAGUGAUGCAGCUGCUCAGGAUGCUGCUCAAUGAUCCCUCUGUAUAAUGCAGUCAGGAUUGAACUUGAUGAUGUGGUUCAAUCUGUGCAUUGCUAAACAGUCGUGAGUCAGCAGAGGGAACAGCUGUGGACUGAGGACACAGCCCUGAGGGGCACCAGUGCUCAGUGUGGUGGUGCUGGAGAUGCUGUUCCCGAUCUUGACUGACUGAGGUCUCUCAGUCGCAUAGUAAAAUAGUGAAAAACAUAGUAUACCACAGUGAAAACCUCGGCUAAUAACUAUAAUCGUCUUUACUUUUUUUUUUUACAGAUUUUUCUUCAAUCUUAAAACUGGCCCCAGCACUAAUGACAUCGCUUUUAAUUUGACACUUUAUCCCAAUAAUUAUUCUGAAUGCAGAACAGGCCAGAAUAGAAAUUGGACAAAUUCAGUAAAAUAUUUCGGGUGCCCUUUAUCCAGAGGAUCACACUUUGUUUUCUUCAUCGUCAUCACUCAAAAAGCCUACGAGGUGUAUUUAGAUGGCCGGAAGUAUUGCUCAUUCAAUCACCAUAUACCAGUGGACAAAAUUAGGAUGAUUCAUAUCAGUGGCUUUGUCAAUAUAAAUAGCGUGGGUUUUGUUUCGGUAAGUCAUGUUGUCAAAGUCUCCAGUUAUUUUGUAGUGGAUAGAUUUACACUGUACAGGGUUUUGGUACAGUGUAAGGUACAGUGCGUUUAAACAACUGUAAUAAAAAUAAAAAUAGACAUCUUAUGGAUAAUUUUGUUAAUGCAUAUUCUUUAUACUUUUCAUCUCUCCAGAACUGGAGUGCAUCUUCUUUUGGUAAAGAACAACAUUCUGGCAUCCCACAGUGGGAGCUUUCUAACAUCCAGUCAGAUAUCAAAUAUCCUCUCUGUAAACCUGUAAGUAAUAUGCACUUCAAAAUAAGUUCCCUUUCGGAACUUGAGCUGCAUCGAAACGCUAUGGGAACGCCCUCUGCGUGACCCAAGUCGCGUAAACAGGAAGCUACAAAUGGCUGCGAGAUGAACAAGACGCUAGCUUCUGCUCGUUCAGGUAAGCACUGUUUUUCUGAUACUGUGUUUCUGAUCGAGUGAUGGCUAGCAGACAGAAUUUCCAUAAGUGUGUUUUCACAUGAUCGGUGUGUUGUUUGCUUGGGAGUGGAGCAUGCACAAUCGGCUCUCGUGGGAGUCGAUUGCUCGCACUGUAGUCGCUUGGCUAUGUGCACGCUUCACUCUCGGAGAGCGCUCUUCGAGAAGAGCCAGCCUCGUCUGCUGAAUCGAGCUCCGGCUCUCGCGGAGAAGCAGGCCCGAUGGCUGCUUCUUCUCCCGGCGCGAGCAGUGCGGCAUUACAUAUCUCUCCCUCUGAGGAAGGAGAGCUGAUGGAUGCUAGCUAGCCCGUGGGCUCCUCACAGCUUGUGCUGUACGAGGAGCUCUUCGAGGUCAUGACACGAGCCGUAGCCAAGCUGGAUUUAGAUUGGCUGGUGGAGCAGCAAAAGCAGCGCACACCCAGUAAGCUGGAUGAGUGUUUCCUGCGCCCUGUGUCACUUCCUGGGCACCGGGGCCUGCCAUUAUCUCCCGAUCCGCACGCCGAGGUGUCCAGAUCCUGGGAAACCCCAUACUCGGCACGCGCUUCUCCUCGGUACCCCUCGCUCUAUGCGAAUGUCGUUGAGGCUAAGGUGUGCGGCUACGGGCGAUGCUGCGUGUGGACGAGACGCUGGCUAGCUAUCUCUCCCCUAGCGUAGCAUUAUCGCUAAAGGCUCCGGUGUUCCCUAAUAAGCCGCUACGUACUACGUCGGCCUUAGUGGGGAAGGCUUACGUGGCAGCAGGUCAGGCCACGGGCUGUCUCCACACCAUGGGUGUGUUGCAUGCAUACCAGGCUGACCUGCUAUGAGAUUUGGGUGAGGAACUUAGCUCCGGGCCCGCUGAUAUUGAGGAGAGUCUUCGGGCCACAAAACACACGGCGCGGGCCAUCGGUCGGUCCAUGGCGGCCCUGGUGGCCACUGAAAGGCAUCUGUGGCUCACCUUGUCCAACCUCCCAGACAAGGAUCGAGCUGUGCUGUUGGACGCACUGAUGGCUCUUCCUGGACUGUUUGGCAACGCUGUGACGGCAGUCGUGAACAAGUUCCAGGAGUCUAAAAAGCAGUCAGCUGCAUUUCAGCAGUACCUCCCUCUGCGAUCUCGUGGGGCUGUUUUUCGGUGGCAGCACCAGCCUGGUCCUUUCGGGCACCGCGAGGCCCAGAAACAGAGCAUGGCCACCCGAUCUCUGCAGGCGGGGCCUAAGGGCACAAGGCGACGCUCUGGGCUCAAGAAAGAGCAGUGGUGCGUAGACCCUGUCAGACUACGGUUGGGGGGAUGGGGCACACCUCAUGUUACAGUGCCCAUCUUUCCCCUGCACCACCGGGGCACUGGGCCAUUGGCUCUGCCACAAGAUGUGCUCCAGAGCACAGCCCCCCACCAGCGGGCACCUCCCUCCACUUCCGCCCAAAGUCUCGGUACGGAUGGGGGAGACAGUAUGUUGCUCCGGCUGUUCAGGUCAUGGAGGCCAGUCUGGCAGCCUUGCCACAGGAUGUGCCUCAGGGCACAGCUUCCCUCCAGCAGUUCGCUCCCCACCUUUCCACCCGAAGGUUCGUUGUGGAAGGGGAGGGUCCGCCGCCUCUCGCGAGGCGCCAUCAGCUGCAGGGCUCAGCCCCAGCUGCUCUGAGUGGGUCAGAGGCCAGCCCCGAGGGGCUGGUUCCCCUGAGGAACUUUCUGACAGCUUGGGAGGAGCUCUCCCUGUGGGUCCUGUGGAUCAUAGAGGACGGCUACAUGGUUCAGUUCGCGUCCUCUCCUCCCGUUUCAACGGGAUGUGUCCCACCCUGGUAGGACCCAAGCAGGCUCUGGUCCUGGAAUGGGAAGUGUGCACACUCCUGAGGAAAGGAACCAUUGAGGUGGUUCCCCCCUCGGUUCGAGAGUCAGGCCUCUACAGCCUGUACUUUGUCGUUCCAAAGAAGGAUGGCAGGUUGUGUCCCAUUCUGGAUCUACGCUCCUUGAACCACUCUCUCAAGAGGCUCAGGUUCAGGAUGCUCACCCUCAAGGAGGUUGUGACUCAGAUCAGGUCCUGGGACUGGUUCAUCACAUUAGAUAUGGAAGACGCAUACUUUCACAUUUCCAUCCUUCCUGCACACAGGAGGUUCCUGAUGUUUGCUUUCGGGGGCGAAGCUUACCAAUAUUGGUUCCUCCCGUUUGGCCUAACCUCAUUCAGGAGAGUGUGGGAAGGCCAGCCACUUACUGUGAAGCAGUUCCAGAUGCUGCUAGGGCUCAUGGCAGCGGCAUCCAGCGUAAUCAUGCUUGGCCUCCUGCACAUGAGACCUCUCCAGGGACCUGGCUCCGGGGAAGGGGGGUUUCUCUCAGGGGAAACCCAUAUCAUUCCAUCAAGGUCUCGCGGCCUUGGAUGUUUGGAAAGACCGAACUUUUCUGUCCCAAGUCCCCGUGUUGGGGGCUCCAUGUCGUUGCAUGGGCUGAGGCUAUGCCUGUACACCUUUCCCCCGGUUGCACUGCUCUCUGGAGUUCUGGAGAGAGUUCGCCGGGAUAGAGUCUGUCUCCUCCUGGUAGCACCUCGAUGGCCGGGCGGCUGGUCUCACUACCGAGGUAGUAGAGACCCUUCUCCACUCCAGAGCUGCCUCCACGAGGAGGUCGUACACCGCAUAAUGGUGACUGUUUACAUCGUGGUGUGAGCACCAUGGCCUGGAACCAGUUAACUGCCCGAUUGGCUCAAUUCUGGAGUUCUUACAGGAACAGUUUGCCACUGGGUUAACCCCCUCGACCCUGAAGGUUUACUGUCCGCAAUCGCGGCAUAUAGCACCCCGCCGGACGGGCAGUCGCUGGGUAGGCACCCAUUGUGACACGUUUCCUCCACGGCACCCGGAGGCUGAGGCCCAGGACGUGACCCAGAGUGCCUGUCUGGGAUCUGGCAGUUGUGCUGGCGGCUCUAUCGGAGCCCCCCUUCGAGCCAUUCACCGAAGUGGCCCUUAGGUUUCUGUCUAUUAAGACCACCUUCCUCUUAUAGAUUUCCUCCCUGAAGAGUAUCGGGGAUCUGCAGGCCCUGUCCGUGGCCCCGUCUCGCGUGGAGUUUGCCCCUGGCAUGGCCAGAGUGUUUCUCAAUCCGAAACCUGGGUACGUACCGAAGGUGCCUUCAGCCCCCUCACGACCUGUCAUGUUGCAGGCAUUCUGUCAUGUUUACAGCCCCCGAACAGGAACGACAGAACUGACUGUGUCCAGUGCGAGCAAUGGUCACUUACCUCCGCAGGACGAGUCCGUGGAGAAAGUCGGAGCAGCUCCUCGUCUGCUACGGCCCUAAAAGGAAGUGUUUCCUCGCAGCUAAGCAGACGUUGAGCAGAUGGGUAGUGGAUGUGAUUGUGUCGGCUCACGACUCCACUGGCCUCCCCGCACCGCUCGGGGUCCUCUGUCUUACGUGUGGGUGCCGAGGCCCUCACUCUCUAAGCAGGGUCUGGUCAGUGUGGCGUGAUUGGACACUCGUUCCCAUAGUGUUUCGACGCAGCUCAAGUUCCGAAAG